AUGGGAAAGCGCAAGUCGUCGAAGAAGCCCGUUGCGAAGAAGACGAACGAGCCGCUGUUGUCUCUUCUGUCACCACGAGAAGUCCGUCCUGGUCAAGAUUCCAUGUUCGGCUCGCUCAACUGCAAGGUAGGCUGCGUUUUGCGCGAUUCAGCUAACGGCAGACGUGUGGACAGAAGUUCACGACACCGAUCAACAGUGGGCCCUCCUUGCCGAUCAUCGCUGACCACAGACCUCUCCGUUGCCGUGGAUGUGUACUGCGACUGGGUCGACGCCUGUGACGAGAUCAACCAGAAGGCCAAGCCGAAGCCCAAGAUCAGGCAGCGCAGCCCCGAGCCAGCGCCGCGCUUCACCGAGAACGAGGAUGAGGACGAGGACGAGCCGCCCCGCCGCAAGAUCUCGAGCCGCGACUAUGACUCGGACUCGGAUGACGAGGACGACAGGCGUGCGCGCAAGGUCGCGCGCCGUGCGUACGAUGACGACGAUGAGGAUGACGAUUAA
This is a messenger RNA of Trichosporon asahii var. asahii CBS 2479, 498 nucleotides long. RefSeq names its product cell growth-related protein. The coding region runs from base 1 to 498 and encodes 165 amino acids. The record is from RefSeq and is a predicted model, not a curated record. NCBI's taxonomy places the organism in Eukaryota, Fungi, Basidiomycota, Tremellomycetes, Trichosporonales, Trichosporonaceae. The transcript is spliced from 4 exons.